AAGAAAGAAAGAGCGUUGUGUGUUUGUGUAUCCUCAGUGUUUUUCUUUCUUGCGUGUUUCAUUGAGUGUAAACAGAGUCUUGUCUCUGUGUAUUUAAGCGUUGAGACACGCAGGACACUACAGUGUGUGACAGUAAACAGAGCUUACAGGAGGAUCAAACCUCCACAGAGUCUCUGGAUUCUGUCUGUAACGCUGGAGAACAGCAGCAGAUCCUGCAGACCAAACUGAAGAUGUGUUCAGUUAAACUCAUCGACUGCAUGAACCUCAUGAUGAAGAUUAAAACUGAACCCACAGAAAUUAAAACUGAACCCACAGAAAUCAAAACUGAACCCACAGAAGAGGAAGAUCGCACUGAGGAAGAUGAUGAUUUGAUUCCAUCAGAUGUGAAGAGUGAUUCAUGUUUGGAUAUAGAAAUAACGUCCUCAACAUCAAAAGAGCGACUGACAGCACAAACUCUUUCCUGCAUCACCUGUGGAAAGACAUUCAGCUCACAGAGACAUUUAGAGAGACAUGAGAGAAAACACACAGAACAGAAACUCUUCACCAGAUCUGAGAUCAGCUUUACUAUCUUACAAGAGAAGAAACUUCAUUCAGAAGACCACAGAGAGAAGAAGAAGAAGAAGAAGAAGCAGUUUCACUGUGCGCAGGGUGGGAAGAUUUGUGUCUCUUCCUCUGAUCUAAAUGUUCACAUGAGGACACACAGUGGUGAAAAGCCUUUCAACUGCACUGAAUGUGGAAAAUACUUCAGAACCAAACAAAAUCUUGAUAUUCAUCAGAGAGUUCACACAGGAGAAAAACCUUUCAAAUGCUCUCAGUGUGACAAGACAUUUGCUCAGUUACGUUCAUUGAAAGCCCAUACAGGUGAUAAACCUUUCAAAUGCUCUCAGUGUGACAUGACCUUCGCUCAGUCAGGUCACUUGAAAGCCCAUGAGAGAUUUCAUACAGGUGAAAAACCUUUCAAAUGCUCUCAAUGUGACAUGACGUUUACUUGUUCAAGUAACUUAAAAGUCCAUCAGAGAGUUCACACUGGAGAGAAACCUUAUCACUGUAGUCUCUGUGGUAAGAGUUUUAGUCAACGGGCUUCAUUACUAAAUCACAAGAGAAUUCAUACAGGUGAAAAACCUUACAAAUGCCCUCAGUGUGACAUGACGUUUGCUCAGUUAGGUUCCUUAAAAUCCCAUCAGAGUCUUCAUACUGGAGAGAAACCUCAUUACUGUAAUGUUUGUGGAAAGAGUUUUAGACAACAAUUUGAAUUAAUAAUUCACAAGAGAAUUCAUACAGGUGAAAAACCUUUUAAAUGCUCUCAGUGUGACAAGAUGUUUUCUCAGUCAAGUCACUUGAUAUCCCAUCAGAGAGUUCACACUGGAGCAAAACCUUACGUCUGUGCUCAAUGUGGAAAGAGCUUGUCUGGUUCAUCUCAAUUAAAAGUUCAUCAAAGAGUUCAUACUGGAGAGAAACCUUAUCACUGUAGUGUCUGUGGGAAGAGUUUUAGUCUAAAGGCUACCUUACUAAAGCACAAGAGAAUUCAUACAGGUGAAAAACCUUUCAAAUGCUCUCAGUGCGACAAGACGUUUACUUGUUCAAGUAACUUAAAAGCCCAUCAGAGAGUUCAUACUGGAAAGAAACCUUAACACUGUAAUGUUUGUGGGAAGAGUUAAUCAACAGUCAAACUUUGUAAAGCACCAGAGACCUUGAUAAGGUUAUGACACCAAAAUCUUGUAUAAAGUUUUAAAUAUUGUAAAAUAAGAGCAAAUAAUCAAAUUAUGAGCAAUAUCACAGAUAAAUAGAACAGAACAAACAUACAAAUGAAAUAAAACUGUGCUGCUCAUGGUUUCAGAUUGAUCUAACAGUACUUUAUUAUUGAGGACAAAAAAUUACUUAAAGGUCCCAUUUUUGAAAGUUUUAUUUUAGGUUAUGAUGUCCUAAAGGGAUAGUUCACACAAAAAUGAAAUUUCUGUUAUUUUUUACUUACUUUCAUGUUGUUAGAAACCUGUAUCAAUUUCUUUGUUCUGAUGAACACGAGGGAAGAUAUUUUGAGGAAAGUUUGAAAUAAAGACAUUUGUGAGCCCCAGUAGCUUCCAUAGUAUAAUUUUUUCUUACUAUGAAAGUGUUGUUCUUUGACGGUUCUUUUAUGAGUGAAAUAUACAUUUGAAAUAACGUUACCCGUGAAAGUAAACUAAACAUUAGUUUCUGUACACUAAAUGGGCCGGUGUCUGUAACUUAAAGUGACACUUUGUAGUUUUUCAACCUUCAUAAUAUAUUUUCAAGACCCUUGUGAAUGUACAUCGACUUAAAAUUGGUUAAAUGACAUGUCUACCAUAGCCUGAUGGGGUCUGUAAAGCUUUUACUCGUACUUUUAAACUUGGGGUUUCGGGUAGUAACUAGGGCUGGGUAUCGAUUCAGAUGUUCCAAAUCGAUUCGAUUUAGAUUCACAAGCUAUCAGGUCUAUUUGAUUUCGAUUCUCGGUUCAAUUGUCGAUUCCGAUUCUCAGGUUGGUUUUUAUACUCGAUUCUCAAUUCAACUCAAUGAAUAUAGAUUUAAUACAAAUACUAUAUUAAUAAAAAAGAACCGUGAACAGCAGUUUACAGCAGUGGGUAAUUAAUACAAAGAAAUUAAAAGUCACAACACUAUCGUCGUCGUCUUGCUUGUGAAAUCUAAAAUGCUUCCAUACCUCUGACUUUUUAUGUGAAGGUGGCAUCAACGUCGACGAAGCACCUGAAACACUAUUUUAAGCACUGAAUGAAUGAAUGACAGGCUCGCCUCUCACUCCUUGGUAACAUCGCCCCAUGCAAAAAAGAGGGUGACAUCUAGUGGAGAAGACUAGUAAUUAGAUUAACGUCAAUCUUACGUUCAAUGGGUCUCAUUCAUGAAACAUUCGUAAAUAUAUGAGUAAAUAUGUGAGUGAUUUGCACGUAAACAGACCUUCCCGAAAACUCUCCUCCUGAUUCACAAAUACUUCGUAAACGUCAGAUUUGAUAGUUAAAUGUGUGUAUGUGUUAAUGAAUUCCUAUCAAUCGUACAUGGCACGCUUAUUCUCAAUUACCAUAAAUACUGCCCAUUAAAUCCGACUGAAAACUAUAUAUGGGCAUCAUAUUAUGACACCAAACGAAGGAUUUCAACAUGUCUUCUUAAAAGCAAAUGAAAAAGAAAAAUGUAUCAGAUGCAGAAAUUGAAGUUUCAUUAUCAGAAGUUAAUUCAAAAAGUCACAUUUUAUUUUCAAGCAUACAAAGUGGCGUCUCAGGUCCUAAAAUAAAGGAAGCUUGGCAGCACAUUACAGAUAAUGUUAAUGAAAUUUCAUCUGUUAAUCGAACUGAAACUUGACUGCAAAAAACGAAUUAGUUAACUUCAAAAAAAUCUUAUUCAAAAUAAAAAAAUAUAAUUGUAGAGAAUAUACACAAGCAGUUUAGCAUUUGAGCAGAUUUAACUUUUCACAAAAGAACUGGUCUGGCCUGAAACAACUCAUUAACCAGUCUUCAUUCUCGGCAAGUAAGUCUGCGCGUCUCUGAAAAUACGCCUUUUGCGCAGCGCUCUGCCAAAUCUAUAUAUUAGCCAUCGUAAAUGUGUUAUGCCUGAUUUUGGCCAUUUUAUAGGAAACAAUUUCCUUAACAAUUUCGUUUGCCCAGCCCUAUUGAAAUCAAUAAUGUAUUUGAUUAAAGUGUUCCGUUUGCAGUUGCUAUUACUGGAGCUUAAGUUAAAAGAAAAAACUUGUAUAAUUACUGUAUAAUAUUUUUUACAAAAUGCUGUGUAAUAUGUACAUGAUUAUGGUGAAUUAAAAUACAGCCUUCUUGAUGAGCAAAACGUUCGGAUGUUAAACGCACCAUUUACGCGUGGCUGGGAGCAGGUGUAGAUUUCUUUCGUACCAACUAACAUUUGGAAAAUACGCACAUUUUCAUGAAUCCGAAAAUGUACGCCAAAAGGACUUUACGAACGAUUUACACAAAAAUUCGUUAUGCUCGUGUUUCAUGAAUGAGACCCAUUGUUUGCGGAAAUAUAUGAAAGAAAAAAAUCGAUUCUGCUCUUUGAGAAUCGAUUUUGAAUCGACCACGUUUAAAAAAAAAAACGAUUAAUCGAAAAAUCUGCUUUACGGCAUACGUCAAUUUCUCCACUUCCUCAAAUUCAGACGGAACACUCUUUUACAUAAAUUUUACUGGAUUAGUUUAGAGAGAGACUUAUAUCAUGUGACAUUGUGGCAUCGUCGGGGCAUCAUGGACCUUCGACAUGGGCGAUCCGGGUUUGAUUCCCCUUUAGGGCAAUAUUUUUUUUAAAUAUAAACUUUAACCAAGCAACCACCGUUAGAACUGGCUAGUGAACAUGAGCUACGCAAUUUUUUGGCGUUUGAUGAAAAUAAAACCCAUAAAAUUAUAUUAUAUGACACAUGACAUGCUGGAAGGCACACUUUGUGACCUAAAGAGUUGUCUUCUUUUCCUUUGUGACAGUGCUGCGGCGCUUCUGGCCUCUAGGGGUGCUAGAUGUGGAAAAAUACAUGUCUAGCACCCCCUAGUGGGCAAAAAGUUCCAUGGCGUGCCUUUAAGUAAAAAAACAAUUUGAUUUCCAACAGAUAUUUUAUUAAAACUUGUGGCUACCAAAGACUUUAGAAUUACAAAUCAACACAUUAGCAUCACAUCAUUUACAAUAUAUAAUUUUAGUUUUCUCUGGCUUCAUAAUGUAACUUAAGAGGGCUGCAUGAUAAAUCGCAUGCGAUUGUGUCGCGCAUCUCGUCAGUGGCAGCCGACGAAUGGCUAAUUGAACAUCUUUAACUUUUAGCGCCUAGCAGCAUGUGCUACCCACGUGAAGACCUGACAUGACGUCAAUGCCUUAAAAGUACUUUUUUUAUGAGGUAAUGUGCCGUUAAACAGUGUAUGUGUCCGGGAGCACACAAACUGUUCAGAACUAUAUGCAAUAGUGUCAAUUUGUGUUGUUUUUUAUAUUUUAUUUACACAUUUAUAAUUUUUAUAUUACAUUUAUCUAUUUUAUAAACUCUUGUUAUGUGUUAAAGUCAUUAAUUUUAUAUUGUGUGCUAUGUGAUGUUGUCAUUAAUUGUAAAUUAACUUGGCUUGGUAUAAAAAAACUGAGAAAGGAACUGUUCAG
This is a messenger RNA of Paramisgurnus dabryanus, 5088 nucleotides long. RefSeq lists its product as uncharacterized. The record is from RefSeq and is a predicted model, not a curated record. Lineage: Eukaryota; Metazoa; Chordata; Actinopteri; Cypriniformes; Cobitidae.